This is a messenger RNA of Mixia osmundae IAM 14324, 2052 nucleotides long. RefSeq lists its product as uncharacterized. Bases 1 to 2052 code for a protein of 683 amino acids. NCBI's taxonomy places the organism in Eukaryota, Fungi, Basidiomycota, Mixiomycetes, Mixiales, Mixiaceae. Gene Ontology annotation, molecular function: protein binding. The record is from RefSeq and is a predicted model, not a curated record. The transcript has 3 exons. Gene Ontology annotation, cellular component: mitochondrial outer membrane; nucleus; cytosol.
AUGGCAACUCCCAUCGAUCGUUCUCGUGCGGCAACACCGUCACUGCCUCAUCAGCCAACUCAGCUCGAACUCCUGCGCGAGGCUUCCGUCGGUGUAGCACAUCUGCUCAACGAUGACAUCGAAGCCGCCAAGACCACCUUGGCCGCACAGCCUGAAUGCCCAUACCAUCUCACUGGGCUCGGCAUCACCCGCUUCAUGGAGGCAUCGCUCGGUAUGGAGACGCAAGAGCUAGCUGUAGCAAUGACGACGCUCUUCAAAGCUGAAUCCGUGUCCAAAGCGGCCAAGACGGUCAAGACAGAUCAGGUCAGGUGGUGGCAUGCGGAUGUCGAGCACGACAUACUCAUUGCGGACGCUGUCAUCGGACAAGCCAUCAUACAUAUCUUGUCAGGCAGCUACCUAGACUUUGUCAAGGCAGCGUACAAACUCCAACGGUGUCACUCGCUAUUCGAAAAGUCAUUCAAGCAAAUCUAUCCAGAUACUGUGACGGACAAGGACAGUGCAGCAACAAUCAACCGCGUGCUCGAAGACAAGUACGCGACCGCCGCAGACGCGCGAGCAAAAGGCGCGCCGACAAUGAGCCGGCAGUCAUCCAGCUGGAGCCUCUUCAAGCGUUCCGAGUCGGCCGCGUCCACGCCAAAUAGCGUCAAAAAUGGCAAAGUGCCCGCAAAAGACCUGCAAAAAAGUCUAGCUCAACUCAAGCUAGGCUCGAGUGCGAGCGUCGACAAGAUACAAACGCCCACAGCGGGAACGAUAUGGCAAGAUGAGAUGGCUUCUCUCGUCAUUUCGGGCGCAUUGUUCGGACAUGGACUGUUUGAGCUCGUCUUUGCACUCCUCCCGCCCAAAGUACGCAAAGUUACCUCGUUCGUGGGCUUUUCGAACGGCAAUCGGCGCAAGGCACUUACCUUGCUCGAAGUACCCGCGAUACAAGGGAGUGACAUUCACGCUUCCUUCGCUUCGCUGGCGCUCCUGACAUAUCACGGUCUGGUACUCCUCAUGUCGGGCUGGCAAGCUCAGGAAGCCGAACUCAUCGACCAGUGCUCCACCAUCUUAUCGCGUGUCGAACAGCGCUUCCCGGAAGGCACUCUGUGGCUGCUCAAUCGAGCAAAGAUUUUACGGAUGAAAGGCCAAGUCGAGGAAGCCAUUAAAGUCUUGCAAGACGCUCGUAAUUCGUCUUUCAAGCAGGCGGAAUCAAUUGUCUGGUUCGAGCUAUGCUGGUGCUGGCUCAGCAUGAAUCGAUGGGAAGAAGCAGCGCACGCUUUCUCGGAGAUGACUCGAUUGUCAGCUUGGUCGCACGGCACGUACACGUUUACUCGGCUCGGCUGCUAUUUACAGCUAGAGCACACGCCCGAGAACAUUGCGAGGGUCAAGAAAUGCAUCGAGGAAGAACUACCGCAACAGAUCGGGAAAAAGAAAAUUAUGGGCAGCACGGCACCCAUCGAGCAAUUCAUUCUAUCUCGACUCGGAUUCUGGCAGAGAAAGCUAGAUCGGGCGCACGCUCGCGGUCGGAAAGAUGUCGAGCUAUGGCAGAUCAUCAAGAUCAAUCCUGCGCUCGAGAUUGCAAUCCAGUGGAAUGGCAUCCCACGAGCGCCGGCAAAGCAGCAACAAGAGACGAUAGACAGUCUGCUUGCGCUAUCGCCACCGAUUGAUGCAGAUUGGAAGACCGUGCAUGCAGAUGCUGAUCUGGACACUAUCGAGGAGCUCGCCAUUCGUGCUCUUCUACUCGGGAUCUCGUAUCGCUCGCUAGGCAAGCUCGAAGAAGGCAGGAAGCAUCUCCACGCCGCGAGCCAAGUUGCUGUAGAGUUACCCACAUGCUACGCUGCGCCGGCAGCUAAACUCGAGCUCGGCAUCUUGCUCUGUGUGGAAGCGGACCGCAAUGCAAAGGGCAAGUCGAAAGAAGAGGCGCGACCGAUCUACAAAGCAGCUUUCGCAGACGCAAACAGGCUCUUUGAGUCUGCUCUCGCUGCAUCUUUUGAUAUGGAUAGUCGGCUCGCAAGCCGCAUAACGAUGUUACGGGUAGAAAUGGACGACAAAAAAGCGCAACUUGCAAUAUAG